This is a messenger RNA of Lolium rigidum, 1756 nucleotides long. RefSeq lists its product as uncharacterized. The transcript is spliced from 5 exons. Gene Ontology annotation, molecular function: protein binding. NCBI's taxonomy places the organism in Eukaryota, Viridiplantae, Streptophyta, Magnoliopsida, Poales, Poaceae. Bases 1 to 1509 code for a protein of 502 amino acids. The record is from RefSeq and is a predicted model, not a curated record.
AUGUCCAUGCUGCGGGAGGGCAAGGGGAAUCGUGGUCGCCAUAGCCAAUCACAGAAUGGCUCGAUGAUAGCUUCAUUACCUACAGGAAACAACUCACCCUGCCAAGACGAUGCAGGGCCAGACCUUCCAGAGGAAAUCUGGCAACAUUUAUGCUCCCUAGUGCCAAUGCGAGACGCUGCCAGGGCGGCCUGUGUGUCUCGUGUCUUUCUAAGCUCCUGGAGAUGCCAUCCCAACCUCACCUUCACCAAGGAAACAAUGUUCUCAAAAAAGAAAUUACGCAAGUGGGCACAGGACCCCACUGAUAAAACAUAUGACAGAGAGUACAACAGAAAUAUUGACCGUACUCUGGCAAACCAUAGAGGCCCUGGUGUGAAGAAACUCAUGCUUCACUUCCAUGGCCCUUACAAUAGCAGAUCCUUUAAUCGUCUCAACAGUUGGCUUCGGAUUGCUAUUACACCGGUGCUGGAAGAACUUACCCUUUUCCUGUUGUCGGAGAAGUCAAAGUACAACUUCCCUUGCUCACUUUUAUCUGACGGGAGCGGAAACACUAUUCGGAAUCUCUACCUUUGUAAUUGCGUCUUGCGUCCCUCAGUUAGCCUUAGUUUGAGAUACCUGACGAAGCUGUAUCUUCAUCAAGUGUGCAUUGCGGAGAAUGAAUUAUUGCACCUUCUUUCCAGUUCAUCUUCUCUCGAGAGUUUGAUACUCACACGAUGUGAGGAUAUAAUUCGCCUCGAGAUACCUUGCCAGCUGCAGCGGCUCAGAUGGCUGAAGGUGUUUGACUGCCCGAGUCUUCAACUUAUAGAAAACAAGGCUCCAAAUAUCUCCAUCUGCGAUUUUACGGGUGAUGAAUUACAACUCUCGCUUGGAGAAUCAUUGCAACUGAAGAACCUUACAUUGAACCGUAGGUGUGCCAUCAAAUAUGCUAUCGACAAGCUUGCAUCCAGUGUGCCAAACCUUGAGACUCUCAAGUUAUAUUCUCUUCAUGAGAUAGUCGACGCACCGAUGGUUCCUAAGCUCCUCCACCUCAAGGUUUUGCAUAUUCAUAUUGAUAAUUGGAGUAGUGGUCAGGAAUAUGAUUUUUUAUCUUUGGUUUCUUUCCUCGAUGCUUCUCCUUCGUUGGAGACCUUUAGCUUGUUUGUACCAGUGCAAUCAAAUUAUGACUUCAUUGCUGGAGACCCCUCAACCCUGAGGCAAAUGUCGGGACGCCACCAUGAGAAGCUCAAGACCGUCACAAUCACUGGUUUUUGCCGACAAAAGAGCUUGGUUGAGCUAACACGGCAUAUUCUAGAGAGUGCGACGUCACUGAAGAGCCUUACGUUAAACACUAUUGAUGCAGAGUAUUGGUUCUAUGGGCACAGCAGUAUCAGGAAAUGCCCAACCCUAGACAAGGAGUAUAUCAGGGAAGUGUGGGAGUCAAUCAGGGUUGUGAAGACGUACAUUGAGGGGAAAGUUCCAUCUACAGUUAAGUUCAAGGCUUAUGGGCCCUGCAGCCAGUGUCAUGCUUUCUGAAAUUUUAGAGAUCCAAGUAUUGUACUGCCUCUGUGGCUCUGUUUCACAAUGCAAGACGUUUUGGCAAACUAAAAUAGUUUACCAAAACGUCUUAUAUUACAGAACAGAGUGAUAUAGUUUCCUAAAUCCUAAUGUUCAUUUGUGCGGUUGUAGCUGUAAUGUGCUUUACUUCUUACAUUGGUUACCAGAGCUGUCCAAUGUUUGGGGUCCUGUACCAGUAUAUAUUCUUAUAAUACUUAAUAGUACU